Molecule: messenger RNA, 2054 nt
Organism: Hordeum vulgare subsp. vulgare (domesticated barley)
Lineage: Eukaryota; Viridiplantae; Streptophyta; Magnoliopsida; Poales; Poaceae
Product: GDP-L-galactose phosphorylase 2-like
Exons: 6
Coding region: 496-1794 (432 amino acids)
Biological process (GO): glucose metabolic process
Cellular component (GO): cytoplasm
Molecular function (GO): GDP-D-glucose phosphorylase activity
Source: RefSeq, a predicted model, not a curated record
AACCCAUAACACAAACGGAUCCGCCUCCCCCACCACCGUCGUAUUUAACCCCACCCCACCCUCCUCCGCUUCGCUCGCCUCCGGCCUCCCAACGCCGAAUCGAACCCACACACAGCCAUCGCCACGCCCUCUGCCUCCCCUCGCGGCAGUCCCAACAGGAGCUUCACCCUCGCCCCUUUUGGGCCGUUGAAAGUCAUCACGGCUAGCGUUGCAGCCCUCCGGCGCGGCCACGCUGCUGCGCAGGUGGAGCCAACGGCCACCAUCGCUUCCUCCAGCCCUGCACCGCACGGCGGCCGCGGGGCCCUCCCGUCCGCCGGCGGCAGCCCAUCUGACCUCCUCUUCCUCGCGGGCGGCGGUCGCCUCUGAGCCUCUCGCCCACCCACUAACCAAAUCCCACCCUAACCAUCAUCCGCUGACUGACUGACUUACUGACUCACUCCCCGAGGGAGAAACAGAGGAGUACAACCAACGGAGCGGGAUACUUUUCUUUGUAAGAUGUUGGACAUGAAGCUGACGAUUAAGAGGGUACCCACGGUCGUAUCCAACUACCAGGAAGACGCUGGAGAGCAGCCACGCGGAGGGUGUGGGAGGAACUGCCUCGGACAUUGCUGCUUGCCUGUUUCCGAGCUUCCUGUCUAUGCUUUCAAGGCAAAUUCAACAAAGCUGCCUUUACAGAAGGAUGCUGUUCCUACUGAUUUCUUCAUCAAUCUCCUCCUUGGUCAGUGGGAGGACAGGAUGACCCAAGGCUUAUUUCGAUAUGAUGUCACUGCAUGUGAGACCAAGGUGAUCCCUGGCAACCUUGGUUUUGUUGCUCAACUAAAUGAAGGGCGCCACCUCAAGAAACGUCCUACAGAGUUCCGUGUGGAUAAUGUGCUUCAACCAUUUGACUCUUCCAAGUUCAAUUUCACCAAAGUUGGCCAGGAGGAGGUGCUCUUCAAAUUUGAGAACAGUGGUACCGAUGACAGCUACUUCUUGAGGAGUGCCGCAAUCACUGUUGUUGAUCGUGCUCCUAAUGUUGUGGCAAUCAAUGUGAGCCCAAUUGAAUAUGGCCAUGUUCUUCUUAUUCCCCGUGUCCUGGACCAUUUGUCUCAGAUGAUUGACCAGGAGAGCUUCUUGCUAGCACUGCACAUGGCGGCUGAGGCAGCUAGCCCAUACUUUAGGCUUGGUUACAAUAGUUUGGGGGCCUUCGCAACUAUCAACCACCUCCACUUUCAGGCAUACUACUUGACAGUGCCUUUUCCUGUCGAGAAGGCAGCUACCCAGAGGAUUUCCCUUCCAGAGGGCGGGAUGAAGAGUGGGGUGAAGGUGUCAAAGCUAAUGAACUACCCCGUGAGAGGACUGGUUUUUGAGGAAGGCAACACCCUGAAUGAUCUGGCGAAUGUAGUUUCGAGUGCUUGCAUUUGGCUUCAGGACAACAAUGUGCCUUACAAUGUGCUCAUUUCUGACUCUGGCAGGAAGAUCUUCCUUUUUCCCCAGUGCUAUGCUGAGAAGCAGGCUCUGGGCGAAGUGAGUCAGGAACUGCUGGACACGCAAGUGAACCCUGCUGUUUGGGAGAUCAGUGGCCACAUUGUACUGAAACGGAGGGAUGAUUACGAGGAGGCAUCAGAAGCUUCGGCAUGGAGACUCCUUGCCGAGGUCUCCCUGUCGGAGGCACGCUUUGAGGAAGUGAAGGCCUACAUCUUUGAUGCUACUGGUUUGGUUCAGUUACAGGUGGAGGAAACCAAUGGCAUCAUUUAUGCACCUGUGCCGGUUAGCCCUUCAGCUGUUGCGGAGGGCUGUCUCGUACUUCCGUGAGGCGAUGCUUCAAAAGGUUAUGUCAUAGUAAGCGCGGUGGGUCUUCCACCUCGUCAUCUCAGUCAGUCAUUGGUAGCCUAGCUUCGCAAUAGUUGUGGUUGCUGGACUUAAUAAAGAUCCAUGUGAUCGAACUGCCUGGUGUUCUCGCUCUUGUUUAUUGUGUUGUCUAUUUCUCUGGUGUGGAUUGCAGUACUCUGCAAAUAUUUCGCAGAGCAUCAUGUACUCUUUCUGAACAUUGUUAGUACACAACUGUUUCAUGA